Molecule: messenger RNA, 4216 nt
Organism: Coregonus sp. 'balchen'
Lineage: Eukaryota; Metazoa; Chordata; Actinopteri; Salmoniformes; Salmonidae
Source: the annotation of a GenBank genome assembly
AUGAGCUCACUAAGCUACUCUCCUCCUGCUAAAGAAGAGGAGGUCUGCUGGACGGAGAAAGAGGGUCUGUGGCUGAACGUUGUCGUGAAAGAGGAGAAGGAAGAGGAGGAUGUCACAGCAAAGAAAGAAGGGGAGGAAGUUACAGUGAAGGAAGAGGAGGAAGUUACAGUGAAGGAAGAGGAGGAAGUUACAGUGAAGGAAGAGGAGGAAGUUACAGUGAAGGAAGAGGAGGAAGUUACAGUGAAGGAAGAUGAGGCUGUUACAGUGAAGGAAGAGGAGGAUACCGUUCUUGGAGUGAAGGAGGAGGGAGAGAUAACUGUCAUAUUGGAAGAAGAGGAGGAGAUUGGAGAUCUGAUUAACACCAGUAAGUCCUGUCUUAAAACAGAAGCACAACACUGCAGUUGUUGAACUAAAGGACAAGGUCGUGGGGGUAACGGAGUCACACUCCCACUAUCAAAUAAAAUAAAAUCAAGCUUUAUUUAUACAGCACAUUUCAGACAAGCUAAAAAGGUGUGUUUUUAAGAGCUAUUUUAAAAAUGUCCACAGUUUCGGCCCCCCUCAGGUUCUCUGGCUAUUCCAGAGGCUGGGGGCAUAGUAACUAAAGGCUGCCUCUCCAUGCCCCAGAGGCUGGGGGCAUAGUAACUAAAGGCUGCCUCUCCAUGCCCCAGAGGCUGGGGGCAUAGUAACUAAAGGCUGCCUCUCCAUGCCCCAGAGGGUGGGGGGAUAGUAACUAAGGCUGCCUCUCCAUGCCCCAGAGGCUGGGGGCAUAGUAACUAAGGCUGCCUCUCCAGCCCCAGAGGCUGGGGGCAUAGUAGCUAAAGGCUGCCUCUCCAUGCCCCAGAGGGUGGGGGCAUAGUAACUAAAGGCUGCCUCUCCAUGCCCCAGAGGCUGGGGGCAUAGUAACUAAGGCUGCCUCUCCAUGCCCCAAGCUGGGGCAUAUAAAACUAAGGCUGCCUCUCCAUGCCCCAGAGGCUUUGGGGCAUAGUAACUAAAGGCUGCCUCUCCAUGCCCCAGAGGCUGGGGGCAUAGUAACUAAAGGCUCCUCUCCAUGCCCCAGAGGCUGGGGGGAUAGUACUAAAGGGUGCCUCUCCAUGCCCCAGGGCUGGGGGCAUAGUAACUAAAGGCUUUCCUCUUUCCCUGCCCCAGAGGCUGGGCGGCAUAGUAACUAAGGCGCCUUCCAUGCCCCAAGGCUGGGGCUGUAACUAAGGCUUGCCUCUCCAUGCCCCAGAGGCUGGGGGGCAUAGUAACUAAAGGCUGCCUCUCCAUGCCCCAGAGGCUGGGGGCAUAGUAACUAAAGGCUGCCUCUCCAUGCCCCAGAGGCUGGGGGGCAUAGUAACUAAAGGCUGCCUCUCCAUGCCCCAGAGGCUGGAGGCAUAGUAACUAAAGGCUGCCUCUCCAUGCCCCAGAGGCUGGGGGCAUAGUAACUAAAGGCUGCCUCUCCAUGCCCCAGUAGGCUGGGGGCAUAGUAACUAAAGGCUUGCCUCUCCAUGCCCCAGAGGAUGGGGGCAUAGUAACUAAAGGCUGCCUCUCCAUGCCCAGAGGCUGGGGGCAUAGUAACUAAAGGCUGCCUCUCCAUGCCCCAGAGGCUGGGAGGCAUAGUAACUAAAGGCUGCCUCUCCAUGCCCCAGAGGCUGGGGGCAUAGUAACUAAAGGCUGCCUCUCCAUGCCCCAGAGGGCUGGGGGCAUAGUAACUAAAGGCUGCCCUCUCCAUGCCCCCAGAGGCUGGGGGCAUAAGUAACUAAGGCUGCCUCUCCAUGCCCCAGAGGCUGGGGGCAUAGUAACUAAAGGCUUGCCUCUCCAUGCCCCAGAGGCUGGAGGCAUAGUAACUAAAGGCUGCCUCUCCAUGCCCCAGAGGCUGGGGGCAUAGUAACUAAAGGCUGCCUCUCCAUGCCCCAGAGGCUGGGGGCAUAGUAACUAAAGGCUGCCUCUCCAUGCCCCAGAGGCUGGGGGCAUAGUAACUAAAGGCUGCCUCUCCAUGCCCCAGAGGCUGGGGGCAUAGUAACUAAAGGCUGCCUCUCCAUGCCCCAGAGGCUGGGGGCAUAGUAACUAAAGGCUGCCUCUCCAUGCCCCAGAGGCUGGGGGCAUAGUAACUAAAGGCUGCCUCUCCAUGCCUUAAAUUGCACCACCAUCUAACCCUGCACCUAUACACUAAAAACCCACCAGGCCAUCCCAAUACUUUGGCCCUAAACGAUCCUACAACCAGGCCAUCCCAAUACUUUGGUCCUAAACGAUCCUACACCAGGCCAUCCCAAUACUUUGGUCCUAAACGAUCCCCCACCAGGCCAUCCCAAUAUUUUGGUCCUAAACGAUCCUAAACCAGGCCAUCCCAAUACUUUGGCCCUAAACGAUCCUACACCAGGCCGUCCCAAUACUUUGGCCCUAAACGAUCCCCCACCAGGCCAUCCCACUACAUCCCACUAACUAAAGGCUGCCUCUCCAUGCCCCAGAGGCUGGGGGCAUAGUAGCUAAAGGCUGCCUCUCCAUGCCCCAGAGGCUGGGGGCAUAGUAACUAAAGGCUGCCUCUCCAUGCCCCAGAGGGCUGGGGGCAUAGUAACUAAAGGCUGCCUCUCCAUGCCCCAGAGGCUGGGGGCAUAGUAACUAAAGGCUGCCUCUCCAUGCCCCAGAGGCUGGGGGCAUAGUAACUAAAGGCUGCCUCUCCAUGCCCCCAGAGGCUGGGGGCAUAGUAACUAAAGGCUGCCUCUCCAUGCCCCAGAGGCUGGGGGCAUAGUAACUAAAGGCUGCCUCUCCAUGCCCCCAGAGGCUGGGGGCAUAGUAACUAAAGGCUGCCUCUCCAUGCCCCAGAGGCUGGGGGCAUAGUAACUAAAGGCUGCCUCUCCAUGCCCCAGAGGCUGGGGGCAUAGUAACUAAAGGCUGCCUCUCCAUGCCCCAGAGGCUGGGGGCAUAGUAACUAAAGGCUGCCUCUCCAUGCCCCAGAGGCUGGGGGCAUAGUAACUAAAGGCUGCCUCUCCAUGCCCCAGAGGCUGGGGGCAUAGUAACUAAAGGCUGCCUCUCCAUGCCUUAAAUUGCACCACCAUCUAACCCUGCACCUAUACACUAAAAACCCACCAGGCCAUCCCAAUACUUUGGCCCUAAACGAUCCUACACCAGGCCAUCCCAAUACUUUGGUCCUAAACGAUCCUACACCAGGCCAUCCCAAUACUUUGGUCCUAAACGAUCCCCCACCAGGCCAUCCCAAUAUUUUGGUCCUAAACGAUCCUAAACCAGGCCAUCCCAAUACUUUGGCCCUAAACGAUCCUACACCAGGCCGUCCCAAUACUUUGGCCCUAAACGAUCCCCCACCAGGCCAUCCCACUACUUUGGUCCUAAACGAUCCCCCACCAGGCCAUCCCAAUACUUUGGUCCUAAACGAUCCCCCACCAGGCCAUCCCAAUACUUUGGCCCUAAACGAUCCUACACCAGGCCAUCCCAAUACUUUGGCCCUAAACGAUCCUACACCAGGCCAUCCCAAUACUUUGGUCCUAAACGAUCCUACACCAGGCCAUCCCAAUACUUUGGCCCUAAACGAUCCUACACCAGGCCAUCCCAAUACUUUGGUCCGAAACGAUCCCCCACCAGGCCAUCCCACUACUUUGGUCCUAAACGAUCCUACACCAGGCCAUCCCAAUACUUUGGCCCUAAACGAUCCUACACCAGGCCAUCCCAAUACUUUGGCCCUAAACGAUCCUACACCAGGCCAUCCCAAUACUUUGGUCCUAAACGAUCCCCCACCAGGCCAUCCCAAUACUUUGGUCCUAAACGAUCCUACACCAGGCCAUCCCAAUACUUUGGUCCUAAACGAUCCUACACCAGGCCAUCCCAAUACUUUGGCCCUAAACGAUCCUACACCAGGCCAUCCCAAUACUUUGGCCCUAAACGAUCCUACACCAGGCCAUCCCACUACUUUGGCCCUAAACGAUCCCCCACCAGGCCAUCCCAAUACUUUGGCCCUAAACGAUCCCCCACCAGGCCAUCCCAAUACUUUGGCCCUAAACGAUCCUACACCAGGCCAUCCCAAUACUUUGGCCCUAAACGAUCCUACACCAGGCCAUCCCACUACUUUGGCCCUAAACGAUCCCCCACCAGGCCAUCCCAAUACUUUGGCCCUAAACGAUCCCCCACCAGGCCAUCCCAAUACUUUGGCCCUAAACGAUCCCCCACCAGGCCAUCGACCUGGGAGGAUGGAACCCCUUCCCUUAAAACAAAAAAGAACGGCUAG